UUCGUCUUCGAGAACAAAAAAAAAAGCGCUUUUGUUAGGGUUCUUUAGAAAUUUCUCGACGACGAUCGAGGUUUUAGACCCUCAGAGAGAUGGAACUCAAACGGACAGAUGGUGUUAUGCGUCGCAUCCGUCCAUCAUCGUUCACAUACUAUCCAUACGCCACGGGAACGUCCUCUGGGAAAGAGCACAUUAGAGAGGAGCUUGUACGACUAGGAGUUGAGCUCUCAGUCUCUGUUGCUGAAUCCAUGUUCUUGCUCUGUGAUGACAUUCAUACCAUGUUGUGGUUCUGCUUUAAGCUGUGGAAAUAUACAUUACCUCCCUCUGAUCCUGUUUCAGAAAGGCUGCUUCGCGUUUUUCACUAUGUCUACUCAAAGGACAUCAAACCCAAGAACACGCCGGUUUGUUGUCCGGAUGGUGGCAACUCGGUCCAAUGGGAAUUCGUCAAGAAAACUUGGAAGGAUUUUACCGACGGGAUCAUUGUUAUGAAUCGCCUUGUUUUGCUUCUCAGGAAGAAAGAUUGCUCUUUCGAUGAUCGGCUCUUAUCUUCCGCCGUUGAAAAUUACAAGCAACAAGUUCUCAAGAAGCUAGAGGACAAAUUGGUGUCCGCAAAAGAUGUUUCAGAGCUGAAUGGUUUUGCCAGGGAGACUGUUGCGUCUAACGUUUCUGACCUGUGGAAGUCUCUCUUUGACGACGAAGAUGCUGCUGGCGAACCAAGUCCAGAAGUGACAAGGAAUAGGAUUCUUACCGACCUGUUUCAGCCUAUUUUGGAGGAUUCCUGCCAUUGCGAGAUACCGUCACUGCCAGUUACUUCUCCUUUUUUUUUUUUUUGAAAUUAUGUGAAUUUCAUUAAACCGAAAGUUUGUU
Messenger RNA from Camelina sativa (false flax), 864 nucleotides. RefSeq lists its product as uncharacterized. NCBI's taxonomy places the organism in Eukaryota, Viridiplantae, Streptophyta, Magnoliopsida, Brassicales, Brassicaceae. The record is from RefSeq and is a predicted model, not a curated record.